GCGGCGGCGCGGGGCGCGGGCGCGGGCGCGGGCGCGGGCGCCUACGGUUGGCGCGCGGUAGCAAUGCCGGGGGCCGGAGCCCGGGCGGAGGAGGGCGGUGGCGGCGAGGGCGCGGCGCAGGGGGCGGCCGCGGAGCCCGGGGCGGGUCCCGCGCGGGAGCCAGCGAGGCUGUGCGGCUAUCUGCAGAAGCUGUCGGGCAAGGGCCCGCUGCGCGGCUACCGCAGCCGCUGGUUCGUGUUCGACGCGCGCCGCUGCUACCUCUACUAUUUCAAGAGUCCGCAGGACGCGCUGCCCCUCGGCCACUUAGACAUCGCGGACGCCUGCUUCAGCUACCAGGGCCCCGACGAGGCGGCGGAGCCGGGCGCGGAGCCGCCCGCGCACUUCCAGGUGCACAGCGCGGGAGCCGUCACAGUGCUCAAGGCUCCCAAUCGUCAACUCAUGACUUACUGGUUACAGGAGCUUCAGCAGAAGAGAUGGGAAUAUUGUAACAGUCUCGACAUGGUCAAGUGGGACAGCAGGACCUCUCCAACUCCCGGGGAUUUUCCUAAGGGUCUUGUAGCCAGAGAUAACACCGAUUUAAUUUACCCACACCCAAAUGCUUCUGCAGAAAAAGCCAGAAAUGUCCUAGCUGUGGAGACUGUGCCUGGAGAGCUGGUGGGAGAACAAGCUGCAAAUCAGCCUGCCCCAGGGCAUCCAAAUUCCAUUAAUUUUUACUCUUUGAAACAGUGGGGCAAUGAGCUCAAGAAUUCGAUGUCUUCUUUCCGUCCUGGGAGAGGACAUAAUGAUAGUCGGAGGACUGUGUUUUAUACCAAUGAAGAGUGGGAACUUUUAGACCCAACCCCUAAGGACCUAGAGGAGUCCAUAGUACAGGAAGAAAAGAAGAAGCUGACCCCUGAAGGAAACAAAGGAGUAACUGGCUCAGGAUUCCCCUUUGAUUUUGGACGUAACCCCUACAAAGGAAAGCGCCCUUUGAAAGACAUAAUUGGGUCGUACAAAAAUCGUCACAGCAGUGGUGACCCUUCAAGUGAAGGCACAUCAGGCAGUGGCAGUGUCAGCAUCAGGAAGCCGGCCUCCGAAAUGCAACUGCAGGUCCAGAGCCAGCAGGAAGAGCUGGAACAGUUAAAGAAAGACCUAUCCAGUCAGAAGGAGCUUGUUCGACUGCUCCAGCAGACAGUCCGGUCAUCCCAGUAUGACAAGUAUUUUACAAGCAGCCGGCUCUGUGAGGGGGUCCCAAAGGACAUGCUCGAGCUUCUGCACCAAAAGGAUGAUCAGAUUCUGGGCCUUACCAGCCAGCUGGAGAGGUUCAACUUGGAGAAGGAGAGUCUUCAGCAGGAAGUGAGGACGCUGAAGAGCAAAGUGGGCGAGCUCAACGAGCAGCUGGGGAUGCUCAUGGAGACUAUCCAAGCCAAGGACGAGGUCAUCAUCAAGCUCAGCGAGGGCGAGGGCAACGGGCCUCCUCCCAUCAUGGCACCCAGCUCCCCUUUGGCCGCGCCUGUUGCCAGGGACCAGCUGGAACUGGACAGGCUGAAAGAUAAUCUACAGGGGUACAAAACCCAAAACAAAUUUCUAAAUAAGGAGAUUUUGGAACUCUCAGCUCUACGAAGAAAUGCAGAAAGGAGAGAGAGGGAUCUGAUGGCAAAGUAUUCUAGCCUGGAAGCCAAGCUCUGCCAGAUAGAAAGUAAAUACCUGAUAUUGCUCCAAGAAAUGAAGACACCAGUGUGCUCAGAAGACCAGGGGCCCACCCGGGAGGUCAUAGCCCAGUUGCUGGAGGAUGCUCUGCAGGUUGAGAGCCAAGAGCAGCCAGAGCAAGCAUUUGUUAAACCUCAUCUUGUCAGUGAAUAUGAUAUUUAUGGGUUCAGGACUGUACCUGAGGAUGAUGAGGAAGAGAAGUUGGUUGCCAAGGUCCGCGCAUUGGAUCUGAAGACUCUCUACCUCACAGAAAACCAGGAAGUCUCCACUGGGGUCAAGUGGGAAAACUACUUUGCAAGUACAGUGAACAGGGAGAUGAUGUGCUCUCCAGAGUUAAAAAACCUCAUCCGUGCGGGCAUUCCCCACGAGCACCGUUCCAAGGUGUGGAAGUGGUGUGUGGACCGUCACACCAGGAAGUUCAAGGACAACACUGAGCCUGGCCACUUCCAGACCUUGCUGCAGAAGGCGCUGGAGAAACAGAACCCGGCCUCCAAGCAGAUUGAGCUGGACUUGCUGCGAACUCUGCCCAACAACAAACAUUACUCCUGCCCCACCUCAGAAGGCAUACAAAAGUUACGCAAUGUCCUCCUUGCCUUCUCCUGGCGGAAUCCAGAUAUCGGCUACUGUCAAGGCCUAAACAGGUUGGUGGCAGUGGCCCUCCUGUACCUGGAACAAGAAGAUGCUUUCUGGUGUCUCGUUACCAUAGUGGAAGUUUUCAUGCCUCGAGACUAUUAUACAAAGACUCUUUUAGGAUCCCAGGUGGACCAGCGGGUGUUCAGAGACCUUAUGAGUGAGAAGCUGCCUCGGUUGCAUGGCCACUUUGAACAGUACAAAGUCGACUACACCCUCAUCACUUUCAACUGGUUUCUGGUGGUGUUUGUGGAUAGUGUCGUUAGUGACAUCCUCUUUAAAAUAUGGGACUCUUUCCUUUAUGAAGGACCAAAGGUUAUUUUCCGUUUUGCUCUGGCACUUUUUAAGUACAAGGAAGAGGAGAUUUUGAAAUUGCAAGAUUCGAUGUCUAUAUUUAAGUAUCUCCGCUACUUCACUCGCACUAUCCUUGAUGCUAGGAAGCUGAUCAGUAUCUCCUUUGGGGACCUGAACCCUUUCCCGCUACGCCAGAUCCGGAACCGACGCGCCUACCACUUGGAGAAGGUCCGGCUGGAGCUGACCGAGCUGGAGGCCAUCCGUGAGGACUUCCUGCGUGAGCGGGACACCAGCCCUGACAAGGGUGAGCUGGUCAGUGAUGAGGAGGAGGAUACCUGAGUGGGCUCCGGGACGCUGCUCUUCCUGCCUUCACAACCAAAGUGUGCCCAAAGGGUGAAAGCACGCUUAAAAGCCAGAAUGUAACGCGUGUGGCCUCUGGGGAUCUGCUGGGCAGAUGUCCCAAGCCAGGCUGCACUUCCUCAUUUCCCACUGUGCGGGGGCAGGGGUGGGAGGUCUAAUCUGUUUACAGCCAUUUCCGUGCCAUGCUUUUGGUUACACAUAUCUCAGUCACGCUUUCUGCCUGAUGGGUGGAUGCUCGGGCUUACCAGUGGCUAUUUGCAAGAGCCUGUUUCCAGCCUCCAUCAGCCUGUCGGUGCUCUGACCCUCUGAAACUUUGCUUUGCUGGGCAUCUCCCCAUGUUCUCUGGCCUUGGUUGAGGGGAUGGAGGAAUGUUUUCUGGGGUGCUUUGCAGGACAGUGGUGCAGCUGCAGCGUGAACGCUUUUGGACAGCUGAAAACCGUGGCCUCCUUGUGGAUGGCCAGUGCUCCUGGUGUCUCCUCCACCUGACUAGGUUGUGCAGGACGCCAGCUGCCAGUGCCUGGGGAACUUUUUUGCUUGGGGCCCAGGCUUGGGUGAGCUCUCCCAGAUGUGUGCCCACCCCACCACUGCCUGGAAGCAUCCUUGUUCUCUGCCAGGAUGCAGGGUCACUGUUGCCUCUGACAUGGCAGUUUCUGGGAACUCAGAUGACUGCCUUUCUGAAGGCUGGGGAGAGGCUUUGAGCAAGGAGCUUAUUUUUGCUUAAUCCCUCUAGACCAUCCCUGAUGCAUAGAUGUGAGAGGAUGUUUUCUGGCACAGUGUUAUGAAAAUACAAGAGAAACGGUCUCAGUGGAAUGUUUCAUAUCACCUGAAAAAAAAUGGAAAUCAUCCUUUGUUGAUAUAAACACACUGAGACUAAAAAUUGAAGCAAUGCAGUUUUAAGAAGUACUUUUUUCCUAUUUUUUUGCUGUCAACUUUCUAGCAAUGCCACAGCGAAGUUGGCGUUUCAGCACAUGCUAGACUGAGCUCCGGCUUCACGUCUUUAGUGGAGUUGGUUAAUGUUUCACUGGGUAGAGGGAGCUGGCCUCUAUAUUUAGCCAGAAGCCUUUGCCUCUUUUCAGGCAUCAAAAAUGGGUUUUGUCAUUGCCUUUGAGAACAGCAGUUUGAGGUCUGACUCCUUCAGUUGUCCUGUGUGCUGGGCAUUGCAGUCAGCUUGAAUCAAGUGUUGGAACCCCCCCACCCCUCAGCCCGUCGUGAAAUGACAGCUGUCAGCCUGGGGGGUGGCUGCUGAGGAGGUGCAGCAGGAAUGGGGCUGGGCCCGUGGGCCAGCACUAGCUGCCGUCAGGUUUUACUUUCCAAGCCAAUGGCCCCUGGAACAUGCCAGCACACACUGCCAUGUCCUGGGGCUAAGAGCUGCCUUUAGGGACAGGCUCGUGUCGUCCAGUUUGCCCUGAGAGAUGCACCUGACCAGAGGCCCAUCAUGGCUGCAACCCACGGUGGUAUGUUAGUGUUUCCAGGCAGUUGUCAGCAGCUGCUGGGCAGUGUGUGUGUGACAGCAGGAGAGUUCCUGGAGGAAAGGGACCGGGGACACUUUCUCAGAGGUUCUCUUGCCUGGAAUCAAGUGAUGCGUGUCCAGAAGGCAAGAGAGGGUGGCUCCGCCUGGUUAAAGUUUGGGAACAGAAUGGAGCCAACUCCUCCUUCCAGGACUGUGGGCCCCACUCUUUCGCGCUAACACUUCCCCUCCCUCACGUCACUGAGGAAAGAGCUGCUCUGUCCCUGAAGGUCCCUGGCCUCCAUUGGCUGCCAUGGCAGGGGACCCUUCUGGCAGGGGCUGCCCCAUGCUGCUGUUCCUCCUCCGAACCUUCACCCCAACACCCAGCCCGUGGCCCCUGCAAGGGGGAACCUUGCCAGCUGGGAAACCCAAAAGCCUGUCCAAAUGCACGCACGAGGACCGAGGGGAGCUCCCUCCCCGCACCUGCUGCAAAUUGCCAACUUUUAAAUGGAUGGGGUUUUUUAUGGGUUGAACCUGUGUUAAUACUUUUGUACAGUUUCAACUACAGUUUAUAUUUUUAUAGGCUAUUUUCUCAAAGUGUUUCUAGAUUCCACAUAUCUAUUUUAUGUAACAAGUUUUUAUGUUAUGUGUGUGACUUCCUUGUGUGUAUCUGUGCCAGCCUCAGCCUCCGAGUUGCUCUUCCCUCUGGCCCUGACUCUCACUGACUCACCGAUGUGAUGUGCGGGCCCACUUCUUACCCCAGGUAGCCUCGGGCACUGCCUGUAGUCAUGCUGACAGCUGUACAGUAGCCGCCAAGACUGCUGAUGGCUGGAGACGGUUCUGGUUUCAACUACGGUAUAUUGAUAUCGGAAGUAUUCUAGACGGAUCCUCGGUUGGGUUUUCUAACUACGUUUGUAUUGCACACAUCCCCACCUGCCAUCCUAUAGUGUUGUCUUCCUGUGUGUUCCGGGGCUUCUGGGCAGCUGCGCCUGCUCAGGGAAGUCCUUGCAGGUGGGAGGCCAUGCAGAGACCCAGUGUGUGCCACUGAGCGUCCCACCGCUGCUGGGCAACUGGAGGACUGCAGGGGGCGCCAGUGACUCUCUCCUUUCAUAUCACAGCAGCUCCUGUGCUGACCUUCAAGUUACGUUUUGGAACUGUAAUACUAAAGGAAGAAAUAAACUACUAAUUUGUAUAAUA
Molecule: messenger RNA, 5617 nt
Organism: Pongo pygmaeus (Bornean orangutan)
Lineage: Eukaryota; Metazoa; Chordata; Mammalia; Primates; Hominidae
Gene: TBC1D2B
Product: TBC1 domain family member 2B
Exons: 13
Coding region: 64-2952 (962 amino acids)
Biological process (GO): regulation of GTPase activity
Molecular function (GO): GTPase activator activity; small GTPase binding
Source: RefSeq, a predicted model, not a curated record